AUGGAUCAGCUGCCCGACGACUCCAUGACGGACGUUCCGGUCCAGAUUCGGCUUCAGAACGCAUUUCGGCGCGCGCUGCGCCCCAGUGCGCUCCCUGCAGCGCUGCCUCCACGCACUCGCGCACCCAGAGGUCAGCCUUCGCUCGCCCACAGCCCGUACCUCGGCGAUGUCUCCGUCAUCACAUGGAACACCCAGGCCCUCUUCGCCGCGGACCCCGGCCGUCAUCGCCGGAAGGCGACCUACGUGAGGAAGUUGAUGGCCACCCACGAUAUCGGCCUCUGGACCGAGACGCACGGGUCCAAUGGAGGCAAUGAGGUGUGGAGAAAUCCCGAUGCUUGCACAUCUUGGUGGUCACCAGGCCCCACGCCCGCCAGGGCAGGAGUGGGGGUGACGAUCAAGAACUCCUUCCUCAAGCAGUUUGCGGCGAACCCUCACUGGCAGAUCAUUCUCCCGGGUCGUGCUGCAGUACUACAUCUGCGAGGCCCCAGUGGCAAUCUGGACGUUGUUGUCGUAUACUUCCACACUGGUGCUGCCGCCUCCCCAGAAGACAUCGAGGCUGCAGGGCUGUCUCACCUGGGCCGCCCCCCAUCUUUCCCCGAACUCCGAGACGCUCUCCGACGGCGGCUUUCGCGGCACAUCGCUUCCAGGGACCAGGAGAUGCUGGACAGCGAACCUUCCGCCUCGCCUCCACGGCGGCUCGUGCUACUCAAGCGGGCCAUGCGCGAGGCCGCCAAGAACUUCGGCUUCGAGGCUUCGGGUCCGCCGGGCCCGCUUGCGCACGAGGAUCGCCUCGGGGUCACCAUGAAAUUCCUCCGCGCCUCAGAAAAGGGCUCGGCAGGCGGCGUCAGCCAAUGCAUCCAGCGGUAUCCCAUCUUGAAGGAUCUCGUGGACAACCCUUACGACUUCCACACGAGCCCUGGCCGUCGCCUCCGGCUGGUCCGAGUUCACGCUGCCGACCUUGCUCGCGAUCACGCCAUCGACGAGCUGGGCAGGCUCCACGCCGACUUGAAGGACCUCUCCGAUGCGCAGGCGGCGCGGCGGCGACAUCAGAACCAUCGUCUUCUUACACGCUUGUCUCCUGGCCGCGGCUGCUCCCACUACGCGCUCAGUGACAGCGCUGGCCACGUGAGCACAUCACCAGAGCACAUCGCAGGAGUUCUGCGCGACCAUUGGUCUGGGGUCUUCCGCAGACGGGAAACGGACACAACCUUGCGCCGCACCUGGCUUGCAGACGAGGCCUCGCGCGCCUCGCUGGCAGACCGCCAGCGCGUGCCCGGCGUCGCCGUGCCCUUCGAGAUCUUCGAGCGGGCGGUCCAGCACACGAGCAACAGCUCUCCUGGACCAGAUGGGAUCCCGUUCCGCGCAUGGCGUGCUUUAGGCGGCUUCGCGACGAGAGCUCUGUACGAGGCCUUCCUGGCCAUCGCCAGCCCCAGUGGCGCGGCGCUGAUGGACUCGGACUGGGACUCGUUCAAUGAGAGCUCCAUGGCUUUGGACAAGUUCAUUUCCCGGGCCAAGGUGUGGCGGGGCAUCGGCUGCGGAAUGAUGCUGACCCUCUUGGCUUACCGCACCUACAUCUUCCCCGUGCUCUCCUUCCUCCUGCAGCUGGACCAGUUGCCGUCCAAUUGGGACGUUGUGGAGCAGCAGGCAUGCGUCCUCCUCUUCCCCGGCCCCCGCUGCUGGACUACCCCAGCGGCGCUCCGGAGCUUGCGGUCCUUGGGGUUUCACGCGGAAUUGGUCGACGCAGCAUCCGUGGCGAUCGCGGCCAAGUGCCGGGUAUAUCGAUGGGAGAACACAGCUCAUGGAGGACUUCAGGUACGUCGUCGUUCUCGUUUUUUGGACGCACUCCGACUGGAUUCUGAUCAUUUGGAUCGUUUGGUUGCCUGGAGCGGCUGGUACGGCCAGAAUUUCUUCACGAACCUCACAAACGCGCGCGGCCAUCUGGAACACAAGGCAGCAGCAGCCAGAGUGUCGGUCGAGGCAUUGGUUCAGGGCGACGCGCCGGAACCAGCGCCGAGGUCUGAAUGGCAGAAGCGGUGUCGGAUUAUAUUGGCGGACCCGCGCCCGCAGGGCGCCGUCCGCCACCUCGACCGCUGCCUUUCUCGUCUCCAACUCCCGGUGCUCCGUGGGCGCCGCUUGGGGCGCGCGACGCUCGCGCUCCGCGGCCUGGCGCCGCUGGUGCCCCCGCGGGUGUGGGCAUCGGUCUACCGCGUCAUGUGCAACGGCUGGACUACAGGGCGCCGCAUGCAGAGGCCAGCGCCUUGCGCGUUUGCAUGCGGACACGGGGAGGACAGCGUCGAGCACUACAUCCACUGCUCCAGGGUCGCGGAGUUCGGGCGCAGGCAGCUGGCGCUGACUGCCCCUCCACCCGGCGAGCGCUGGUCUCACUUUCUGCUCCUCUCCCCCCGUUUUUCCGAAGACACGGCGAGCGCUAUCGCUCGCCGUGCCCUGGCGGUGUAUUGCGUUUACGCGGCAUCCACAGCGGCGCGCCACGGGGCCACCUCCAACGCGUGGGAGGCCAUGUGGCAGUACGGGCAGCCGCAGCACCAGGACCAUCGGCUGCAGUCCGCGGCGCGAGCAGCGGCGCGGAGGGCGGUGCUGCUCGCCAGCGCCCUGCUCGCGGCUGCCGCCCAGCCACGACCUCGGGGACGGCUGCGCGGCGCUGGCGUGGGCAACUGCACCUCCGCCAGCGGCUGCGGGACCUCGCGGGAGCUCGCCGCAUCCGCCCAGCAAACCUGCAUCAGCGACCAAAGGAUCCCUUGCCCGAUGGACAAUUCGCGCCCGUGCUGCGAGCCCUUCAUCUGCAACCAUCGCCUCAUGGACUGGGGCUACUGCAACAAGAGGGGCUGAGCGGGCUCUGCGCGCGGGCGUGUCAACCGCUUUGA
This is a messenger RNA of Prorocentrum cordatum, 2882 nucleotides long. The record is from the annotation of a GenBank genome assembly. NCBI's taxonomy places the organism in Eukaryota, Dinophyceae, Prorocentrales, Prorocentraceae.